Messenger RNA from Colletotrichum abscissum, 1800 nucleotides. RefSeq names its product C6 zinc finger domain-containing protein. The coding region runs from base 1 to 1800 and encodes 599 amino acids. The record is from RefSeq and is a predicted model, not a curated record. Gene Ontology annotation, molecular function: zinc ion binding; DNA-binding transcription factor activity, RNA polymerase II-specific. Gene Ontology annotation, biological process: regulation of DNA-templated transcription. The transcript is spliced from 2 exons. Lineage: Eukaryota; Fungi; Ascomycota; Sordariomycetes; Glomerellales; Glomerellaceae.
AUGCGCCUAGAUACGCUCGCAUAUACUAUUACGCACACUACGCAACCGAAGCCGACCAUGUCAUUGGAUACCUCGAUCCCGGGUACGGGAGUCUUCUCGGUGGUACCCGCACCCAAGAAACCCAAGCGGACUAGGGCGAGCGCAUCAAAGGUCAGGACCGGAUGUCUAACAUGGUUUGUGACAACACUGAUGCCACUUUCUCCAGCAGCUAACAAAUAUUCCGUUCUCAGAGCCCGACAUGUAAAGUGCGAUGAAGCGAAGCCGUUCUGUAAGCGGUGUAGCAAGGACAAACACAAGUGCGAUGGAUAUCCGACCUCGCUCCCGAGCAAACGGCCGAGCCCAGCAUCAUCAUGCUCGACCCGCUCGAUCCCACCAUCUCGGCGGCGAUUUAUCAACUCAGUAAUGCAGCUAUCGCCUCCUGUAGAUUGGGACGUCUCCGGUACAACCCUCGAGAGGUUGAUGUUCCACCACGUCAACCGAUGUACUGUCCCGGAUUUCGGAACCGCCACACCUCUCGCCAAGUUAUGGAGCAACUACAUCCUGCCACUGGGCUACUACUCAGACUCGGUAAAGCAUGCCAUCAUUGCGCUCGGCGUGGCUCACAGGGGAUUUCUUGAGAACCCAUACUUUGACGAACAACCUUCCGAAUCCGCCUUAGCGUUCAACGAUCUAGCCGUGAGGCACUACCGAAAGGCCGUCUCAGAGACGAUACAGAUCAUGGCUGAUCCAUCACCUGUCAACAUUCGAAUCACGCUCAUCUGCUGUCUAGUGUUUGUUUGUUACGAGAUUGUGCGAGGUCAAUACGACAAGGCUAUCCAGCACCUGAGGGCUGGGUCCAAAGUCCUCGAGUCACUCCACCAAGCAGCCAUACUCAAUCAACGCGACCCCUCAUCCCUGUCGGCCUACGACAGACAGCUGGCAGACACGGUAAAGAAACACUUUGACCAGUUGUGCGACAUCACAACCAUGUUCACAUGCGUCGGCAUGGACACCUCUAUGCUCAUUGAAGACGAGGUCGUCCCCGAUCUAUCUUACUUCACACAGCCAGAACCCGAAGACGAGCGCAACACGCCGUUCGAAAACGUAUCCGAAGCCCGGCAUCGGCUGCACUUUGUCGAGUUGACGUUCUCGGACGCCUUUGAAGACAGCUGGUUUUGCGAAUCCGAUAAUUGCUGGCACUCAGGCCCCUCGGCUUGCAUUACACCGGAGCCUCCGCAAGAGGUGCAGGACCAGCAAAAGGCAGCGUGGGAGGAGGCAACAAGGCUUUUCGACAUUUGGUGUUGCCGGUUCGAUUUGUUGCAGGAGAACCUACCGGAUGUACUGGAGCCGGCGGACCUGAACGAGCUCAAAGCCCUUCGCUUCUCUCGUAAAAGCUGGGAGAUUUUCAAUGCCCAAGAAGGGCCGUGUGCCAUGAAGAAUAGCAGUAUGGCCGAACUGCACGGGCUCGUUGAUAUGGCCGAGGAGGUUGUGGCCAGCAGGGAAGGACUUCCCAGGCCCAUGUUUGCUCUCGCGGCAGACAUUGUUCCCUCGCUUGCAUACAUCUGCGCCUUUUGCGACAAUGUUGACCUCGAACGGAGGAUCGUCGAUGUUCUCCGUGGCAUGAAGCGGAGAGAGGGAAUGUGGGACAGCCGGGAAUUGGCGAAUCUGUAUGAUCUCGUCAUCCAGGCCAAGACUGGCAACCAGUGGAAGGAGGAAUACAACUGGGAGACACUGCCCAGUCUUGCGAGAAUGAUGGCAAAUAUGUCUUUGUCUGGUUCGGGGGAUCGAGCAGGACCGCCGAGUCCCUUGGCUUUGCUUUGA